This is a messenger RNA of Lathyrus oleraceus (garden pea), 1292 nucleotides long. Its product is annotated as vesicle-associated membrane protein 714. Bases 237 to 899 code for a protein of 220 amino acids. The transcript is spliced from 4 exons. The record is from RefSeq and is a predicted model, not a curated record. Gene Ontology annotation, cellular component: membrane. Gene Ontology annotation, biological process: vesicle-mediated transport. Lineage: Eukaryota; Viridiplantae; Streptophyta; Magnoliopsida; Fabales; Fabaceae.
AAUACAGCGAAACACACCGGUAUGUAGCCCACUCUUAGAAUCCCGAACCAAUCCACCCUUACCCUUUUUCAAUUCAAAAUUCAACCCUACCUCAUAAAAUAAAAACAAAACAACAAAAUAAUAGCUUACGAUUUUGAUUUCAACGUUUUGUUUUGAACGCAGUAUAAUCUGAUUCCGGUUUCCAUGGAAACAAUCUCAAAGAUCUAGCUUGUAGCAGACGAAGUUUUUUUUUGCCGAUGGCGAUCCUCUAUGCUUUGGUUGCCAGAGGCACCGUGGUUUUGGCGGAGUUCAGCGCCGUCACCGGCAAUACAGGCGCCGUCGCUCGUCGCUUACUUGAGAAGCUUCCAACCGAAUCGGAUUCCAGACUUUGCUUCUCUCAGGAUAGAUAUAUCUUCCACAUACUCCGAUCCGAUGGCCUCGCCUUCCUUUGUAUGGCCAAUGACACCUUUGGAAGGAGAAUCCCUUUCUCAUACUUGGAAGAUAUCCAAAUGAGGUUUAUGAAGAACUACAGCAGAGUUGCCAAUUAUGCACCAGCUUAUGCAAUGAAUGAUGAGUUUUCAAGGGUUUUGCAUCAGCAAAUGGAGUUUUUUUCUAGUAAUCCCAGUGUUGAUACACUCAAUCGUGUGAGGGGUGAAGUUGGCGAGAUACACACUAUCAUGGUGGAUAAUAUUGAGAAAAUAUUGGAGAGAGGUGACCGGAUUGAACUUUUAGUUGACAAGACAGCAACAAUGCAAGACAGUUCAUUUCACUUUAGGAAGCAAUCGAAGCGCCUUCGAAGAGCUCUUUGGAUGAAAAAUUUCAAACUCUUGGCGUUAUUGACGUGCUUGAUUGUUUUACUCCUUUACUUUAUAAUUGCUGCUUGCUGCGGUGGCAUUACUCUAUCAUCCUGCAGAUCUUAAUUGUCUCUCCUGGUGGUUCAUAUAUUUUCUGAGCUCUGCAAUGGUCAAGAUUCCUGUCAAUAUCUACCUUGGAAACUUCAGUAGUAUGAGCUGAGUGGGAAAAUUUGGUAAAGGAUCUAGAAACCUUUCGUUGUUCUUGGUUCUUUAUUAUAAGAUUACACACGAAAGCCAGCUGUGGUGCUAUUUUGUGAUUAUAGGACAUCAUUAUGUAAAUGUGGAUUUUUAUUAUCUUUUAUGGUCUAGGUUUUUACAUUAUUGUUUAUAAAGUAUUGCAAUUUUCUUGUACACAUUAGUGCUUUUGUAUGUCGUUGCUAUUGAAAAUUUAGAGUCAAGCACCCUGUAUGUCUAAUUGAGGAACGGUUCUUCACAUUUCAACGCAAUGCUGGUUUAGUA